Polypterus senegalus (gray bichir) is the source of this 3737-nucleotide messenger RNA. RefSeq lists its product as uncharacterized. Bases 960 to 2633 code for a protein of 557 amino acids. Gene Ontology annotation, cellular component: cytosol; nucleus. Gene Ontology annotation, molecular function: calcium-dependent protein binding. The record is from RefSeq and is a predicted model, not a curated record. Lineage: Eukaryota; Metazoa; Chordata; Cladistia; Polypteriformes; Polypteridae. The transcript is spliced from 7 exons.
CAUAUAAUUAAGAAAAAGCUAUGCAGUGUCAAGUAGUUUUUAUCUGUCUCAAAGUAUGAUAUAUUCACAUGUAAGGAAUGCGUAAUAUGUUAAUGGGGUCUUUAAAACUCAAACUUACUCAAAUGCUUAGAAAUUAAUUCUUUGUACAAAUUUCAACAUUACUGAAUAAACUAGCUUGUGUGUGUGUGUAUGUUUUGGCCUGGCCAGGGACAGUUCCUGCCUUGCACCUAGUGCUCACUGGGAUGGGCUCCAGCUUCCUCCUGACCUUGCUCUGGAUAGGAGGGUUUGGAUAAUGGAUGGAUGGUAGGAUAAAAUAUACUGGGUUACACAUUGUGUUAAAAAAAAAAGACAAUAGACAAAACGUUUUAUUUCUAUUCGUUGAAAAAUGGGAAUUGUUCUCCAGAAGGGAGAUAAGUUUUUUUUUUUUUUACGGAGCCGAGAUAACUUCGGAAUGUUGCGCUUUACAUUUAAAGGUCUCCCUGUGCCUUCCGGGCAACCUUUUAAUUGCUGAUACGGAGCUCCCUUUAAACUCCCGUCUUCAGAAAUUAGCAACAAGUGACCUUGGCCUUGGCGCUAGUUUGAAAAUAAAGAAAGACAGAAAAAAAAAUCUGGUAGUUCUGCCAUUCUUCAGAUACAGACACACAGACUUUAAGCUGUAGUGCACAACGUUCGUUUUUAAAAGCGAGUAUGAAAAGAGAAAACACCAGGUGACCGAAGCUACCACAGGGUGGUCAAUAGUGUUGACGAACACUGGCCACACCCCAACGAGAAGCCCCCCCACUUCUUAAAUUAUUGCCGUAACAGUAACUGACUACCUUGCCUUUCAACUUCCAAACUGAGUCGCUGGCAGUGUUUCGUUUCAGCGAACCACGAUAUAAGCUGUCCUAACUGUUGUUUAUACAAGGCUCCUUCUGAAACAUUUUUCAAAUUUGGAUUUGAAAGGACAAGUACUCAAAACAAUGGAUGAAGAACAGAUUCUUGGCUCUCUUCCUAAGUACAGAAGGCUGGAUGAAACGGGCAACUUGAAGUUUGGCCCUCUAAGUAUGACAGGGAAAGCUUAUGGAACUUUUUUAUUUGAAAAAAGAAAUGGCAGCUAUGAUUCUGCUUUUCAGAAGUCCCCAUCCAGCACAAUUGACAAUUUAAAGUAUAGCACUUCUGCCAGUAGAUCUGCCAGUAGAAAAAGGCGACUUGAUGAUUCUGUUUUAGAUGAAUCAAUUAAUUCUCCUUUAACCAAAGAUAUUUUAUCUCCGCCCUGUUGUAGUUCUCCAAAAAAUCCAGAUAAAGUUAUUCCUUUCUCUCCUGAUUUGGCCUGUGUUUUGGAUUCUUUUGAAUCUUUUUCAGAAGAGAACAAACAUGGCACAGAUUUAUCAGACAAAAAUCUUAAAAAUGGAUUUUUAAAUAUUAAAACGUUAACUCAAAUAGCUCCGAAAGAUAAUGUAAACUUACUAAUAAGUAGAGAGUGCAGAGUAAAUGUUUGUUGUCCAACAUUAGGAAAUAGUGAAUUAAAUAAAUCCAGUGAAAACCUGGCCAAAAAUUUAUUUCACACAGUGUCAGCUGUUAGUCCAGAACCAGAACUGCAUUUUGAAAAUGAGAUUGAUCAGUUUGUGUCUGUAAAUCCUACUAUCGAUGAUGCUAAUGAAAGCAUAGAAGAGUUUAUAGAAAGUUGUUGCAGUUUUUUUGAAGAAAGCUUAAAUAAUGCAGUUAACGAUAAUGAGAGAGACUCCUCUAAUGAAGUUGUUUGUCAGAUAGAAAGUAAAUACGAGGAUCUGUUAGGUGAACAGGGACAGGGCUGUAUAGAACCUAAUAAAGCACAUAAUGAAAAUAAUACAGUGAGUCAGUCAUUACCUCCUGUCAAUCAAGAAAAUAGAGAUGUUGAGAAAGUUCUUGAAAAAAGCAACAUUGCUAAAACUGCAUAUAAGUCUGUUGAUAUACCUUCUAGUGUACUAAAAUUGGAUUCUGCGGAAGCAUCUAAUGGUGCAAUUCCUGAAUCGCAGUUGCCAGAAUCGGUAUGUAAGACUUGUUUGCGGGAUGAUAAUGAAAUAUUGGAAAUCCCUGAAGAAAAACACUUAAUAAAUAAGUGUAAUGGUGUACGAGAACCUGGAGAUCAUCUUCACCUGGAGAAUCAACAUCCUUCUGAUUUUUUUCACUUGAAGAACAACCUCGUAUGCAAUGAAGUUAAAGACAGCCAAUCUAAGGUGAAAUCUGUCACGGAAACUAAGACGAAGAGCUUGCCUGCUGGAAAUAUUGAGAACAAAGAAAAAAUGAAAUUGUGCAGCGUUCUUGCAAAAGAAAGCAAAAUUGUAUCUAAAGAAACCGAUUUAGAACGACGAAAGCGGAUCUACUUGCAGUGUGUAUCAAGCCAUAUUUCAGAUAAAAGUAAACCAAGUACAGGUGUUAUAGAUGAGCUGCUUACCUUGAUGGACUCCGUAGCACAAAAGGAAAAUGAAAUUGGUGAAGGCCAUUGGCAACACCCAUCUGAUCUAACGUCAAGAAAUUGCUUCAGAAAAAAUGGUUCUAUACCUAAGAUAAGUCUUCAGGAGUGGCAAAACAGAAAUAAAAAGGAUUUCAAACGGUUUACAUCCAUUCCAAAGAAAUUUCUGCGCAGUACAAUUCCUAAAAAGACUCCACUUUGAAACGGCAGCACUUAUCGUGAAUGAACUACAGAGUAUCUAUUUUCAGAUGUGUAUCUUAGAUUUAUGAGAAUCUCUUAAUCACUGACUGUUUUGUGCGUUGUUGCACGGUUUUAAAAAAUAAUGAUGGUUUAUUGCCUGAGUUUAAGAAAGCUGUGUUUUAAUGUUCAAGUUGAAUUUAUAUUAAUGCAGAAUACCAUGUUUAACCAUGCUAUAUAACAGUGUGGAUAAGAAUCCAAAAAAUAUGUUAUGGCAUAAUCUGCUCAUUUCCCAGUAGAUCUGGAUGUUGUUGGGCUGCACACCUUUUGAAUGUUGUUAGGUUCUGUAGGAAAUAAUUUAUAUUUUAAGCAAGCACUUAAUGUUGAGUUUGUAUUUAAAUAAUGAGGUUUGUUCUGUUUUUUUUUUUGUUUUUUUUUUGUUUACUUUGCAAGUACAGAAUGUUGGGUUUGCUGUGUUUUAUAUUUAAUAGUAGUGAAUUUUGUUCUGUUUUUGCGCUGUUUUGUUUUGUUACAAAUAAUAAAUCUAAGGAUUUCAUUAUGGCCCUGUGUUUGUUCAAAUUAUGUACAUUUAAAGUACCCCAGUAUUAAAAGGUAUUCAUUUAAGCUAUUUUGCAUUUUCAAUGUUAUGAACCAUAUUUAAUAAAUUAAUUUUUUAGCAUUAAUGUACUUUAAAAGCAAUUUAAAAUACAUUUGUGGGGAUUGUACUCUUAUUACCUUAAGUAGGUAGGUGUGGAUAGAAGUGUGUGUAUUGAACUGUUAAAAUUAAAUGUUCAACAAUGAGUGGCAUAUAACAGCUUCAUCAUAAAAGACCUUUACUGAUAAAUCUAGCAAGUAUUUCAUCUCUUGAUUUUUCAUUUGGUAUAUCAGUGUAGAAUCAUGCAUUAAAUGUUUUGUAAUAGAGUUUGAAAUGUUAAAUAUUAUGCUCUUUAUAGUACCUGUGUACUUUAAUAUUGUGUAAACAGAAGAUAAACAUACUUUUAGAAUAAAUAAGCAUUUGAAAAUGGCAUUUUAUUAUGUUUAUUUAAAUACAUUAACAUUUUUAUAUACAGUCCAGCCUUUAGUCUCAUUUGUGCAUAUGCAGGCAUUUAUGGGACAUUUAGCUUUGAAU